ACAAGUAAGAUGUCUUCUUACCCAAUCCAAUUAUCCUUACUUUAUCCUAAAUUCUAUCAAUAUGGUACAACAUUGUCUCUAAGAACCAGUUUGGUUUCAUGUCUGGCAGAUCGACUAUAGAGGCCAUUCACCUCGUGAGGAGAUUAAUGGAAGAGUAUAGGGCUACGAAGAAGGACCUUCAUAUGGUGUUUAUUGAUCUUGAGAAGGCGUACGAUAGGGUGCCAAGGGAGGUCUUAUGGAGGUGCCUUGAGAUGAGAGUUGUUCCCAUCGCGUACACUCGCGCGAUCAAGGAUAUGUACGAUGGGGCUAUGACUAGGCCUUUUUUUGUUCGCCUUGGUGAUGGACGUCCUAACUCAAGGUGUUCAAGAAGGGGUCCCAUGGUUUUCGCGGAUGAUAUUGUGCUUAUCGACGACGCACGUGAGGGACUAAACGAUAAGUUGGAACUAUGGCGCCUGGCCCUUGAGACUAAAGGAUCCAGAAUAAGUAGGAACAAGACUGAAUACGUGGAAUGUCGUUUCAGCGGCCGGGAAACAGAAUCAGAAGUGGAUGUUAGGAUUGACUCUCACCUAGUACCUAAGGUAGACAGGUUUCGAUAUCUUGGCUCAGUAAUUCAGGCUGAUGGGGAGUUAGACGGGGAUGUUGGACAUCGUGUUGGAGUGGCUUGGGCCAAAUGGCGGUUGGCUUCAGGGGUGUUGUGUGAUCCGAAGAUUUCGCCCACGAUGAAACACUACAAGAAUUUGUCUGGUCUGCAACGGAAAUCUGCUACGGACCUAUUUCCGUAGUGGAUCUGCAACGAAUCUGCGACGGACGAAUUAUUUAUGAAAAAUGAAAGUAAUCUGUGACGGAAUUUCAUAUUCCGUCGCAGAUCUGCAACGGAAAAUAGAGUACUGUCGCAAAUCUGGAGACGACCAAGUUGGUCAAAUUUUUCACAAAAUAUCUGCGACAGUUUAAUUAUUCCGUCGCAGAUCUACAACGGAAUCUGCUACGGGCAAUGUUCCGUCGCGGAUUUUUAAUAAAAAUAGGGAUCUAAG
This is a messenger RNA of Cuscuta campestris, 1031 nucleotides long. The record is from the annotation of a GenBank genome assembly. NCBI's taxonomy places the organism in Eukaryota, Viridiplantae, Streptophyta, Magnoliopsida, Solanales, Convolvulaceae.